Messenger RNA from Rubroshorea leprosula, 653 nucleotides. The record is from the annotation of a GenBank genome assembly. NCBI's taxonomy places the organism in Eukaryota, Viridiplantae, Streptophyta, Magnoliopsida, Malvales, Dipterocarpaceae.
CUGCUUGUGGGGAUUAUACACCAGCAAAUAGUGACCCUGCUUGUGGGGAUUAUACACCAGCAAACAGUGCGCCUGCCAGUGGGUGUUAGACGCUGGCCAUGACCUAUAGAGGAGAUGUCUAUUUCGUUCCCAUACUGUAUCCGUUUUUUCGUGAUUGCACAUGUUGGCAUGCUAUAAGUUUGAUAAGGGGCACUCCAUAUUUACUUACUGAGUUUAUCUCAUAGUUUUCCUUGUCCACCAUUUCAGGAAGUGAAACCGAGGACGGGGAAACCACGGGAAGUGACGAGUUAGAAGGCUAGCCAUAUUGUAAUUGGAUAUAAAUUUUAGAUAUGAAUCAUGAUCUUGUAUUUGGAGAUUUUAUGAUAUGAGAGCCAAUUUUAUAAUUUGAUCUUCAGAUUUUGAUGGUAUCAGAUUGUGAUAUGAUAAGUCCGAGUCUUGUGCAUUCGUGGAAUCCGUCUCACGAGUGUACGGCGUCUGUCACGUCCUCGGAUUUGGGUUCUGGGGCGUGAUAGGGUGGAGGAUUUUUGGCUUUGCUUUUGUCUUCCUUUCUGUUAUUUUCUGGGGGAGCAAAUUGGUCCAAGGAAUUCAUUACAGCACGAAAGCGUGAUGUGAAGUGUGAUGUCCACCAGUCUUAAUAAGCUUUAGUGCAGUUG